UUUCCCCAUUUUCUGUUUUCCGUUUCCACAGUGCUGCUGACCUUGCCCGUGAGGAUUAAACCCUACUUCCCUCCACUGUCAACACUGCCAGCAAAUUCUCGAACUGAUGGCGUAGCUUCUGAAGCAGAAAGUGCAGGGGCUGAUUUAACCAGCAAGCUCGCAGUCAAGCAUUUCAACAUUUUAGCAGAAACCUCGCAGUUCCCUCCCUACUUUCCCCCCUCAAGAUAGAGGAUCCAAAGAAACCCUAGAAAACCAACCAAGUUUUUCCCUCGCAAAGGCGGAGCGAAAAAUGCCGAGGGAAAUCAUCACGCUGCAGGUGGGACAAUGCGGGAACCAGAUCGGAAUGGAAUUCUGGAAGCAGCUCUGCCUCGAGCACGGCAUCAGCAAGGAUGGCAUUCUCGAAGACUUCGCCACUCAGGGAGGUGAUAGAAAAGAUGUAUUUUUCUAUCAAGCUGAUGAUCAGCACUAUAUUCCACGGGCCUUGUUAAUGGAUUUGGAGCCCAGGGUGAUUAAUGGUAUACAAAAUGGUGAAUACAGGAACCUUUACAAUCAUGAGAACAUAUUUAUUUCUGAUCAUGGGGGAGGUGCUGGGAAUAAUUGGGCAAGUGGAUACCAUCAGGGAAAGCAAUACGAGGAAGAUUUAAUGGACAUGAUUGAUAGAGAGGCCGAUGGAAGUGAUAGUCUUAAGGGUUUUGUUCUCUGUCACUCAAUUGCUGGUGGAACAGGCUCAGGUAUGGGUUCAUAUUUGUUGGAGACUCUUAAUGAUCGCUAUAGCAAAAAACUUGUUCAGACAUAUAGUGUAUUCCCGAACCAAAAUGAGACAAGUGAUGUAGUUGUUCAGCCAUACAACUCCCUUCUCACACUCAAGAGACUGACACUUAAUGCUGAUUGUGUUGUUGUUCUUGAUAAUACUGCACUCAAUAGAAUAGCUGUGGAGCGCCUUCAUAUAACGACUCCUACUUUUGCUCAAACAAAUUCUUUAGUUUCUACUGUCAUGUCAGCAAGCACAACAACGUUGCGCUAUCCAGGGUAUAUGAAUAAUGACUUGGUUGGCCUCCUUGCUUCUCUAAUACCAACACCAAGGUGCCACUUUCUGAUGGCCGGAUAUACACCACUCACAGUGGAGCGUCAAGCUAAUGUAAUUCGCAAGACAACUGUUCUUGAUGUGAUGAGAAGACUUCUUCAGACUAAGAACAUCACGGUUUCCUCUUACGCUCGGACAAAGGAAGCUAGUCAAGCAAAGUAUAUAUCAAUAUUAAACAUUAUUCAAGGAGAAGUAGAUCCAACACAGGUCCAUGAAAGCCUGCAGAGAAUUCGUGAGAGGAAGCUUGUCAAUUUUAUUGAGUGGGGCCCUGCUAGUAUCCAGGUUGCUUUAUCUAGAAAGUCACCAUAUGUCCAAACUGCUCACAGGGUUAGUGGCCUUAUACUUGCAAGCCACACAGGAAUCCGUCACUUAUUUACCAAGUGCUUGAGCCAAUAUGAGAAGUUGAGAAAGAGACAAGCCUUUCUUGACAACUACAGGAAUUAUCCCAUGUUUGCUGACAAUGAUCUAUCAGAAUUUGAUGAAUCUAGAGAUGUUAUUGAGAGUCUUGUUGAUGAGUACAAGGCUUGUGAGUCCCCAGAUUACAUCAAAUGGGGAGUUGAGGAUCCGGAUCAAAUUCUAACCGGGGAAGGCAAUGCCAGUGGAGCAGUUGAUCCAAGGUUAGCCGUGUGAACAGAAUGUCCGUUGAGUUAUCAACUCAACGAAAACGGUUAGUUGUGUCAUGUAAUUAUCCUGUGUUUGGUUUGUGAUUCUUUACUUUUCUGUUUUGUCAUCUGAAUAUUAUCUUCAUAUUAUACUCUUAAUAACUGGCA
Molecule: messenger RNA, 1854 nt
Organism: Ipomoea nil (Japanese morning glory)
Lineage: Eukaryota; Viridiplantae; Streptophyta; Magnoliopsida; Solanales; Convolvulaceae
Product: tubulin gamma-1 chain-like
Exons: 11
Coding region: 290-1714 (474 amino acids)
Biological process (GO): cytoplasmic microtubule organization; mitotic cell cycle; meiotic spindle organization
Cellular component (GO): microtubule; spindle; nucleus
Molecular function (GO): GTP binding; structural constituent of cytoskeleton
Source: RefSeq, a predicted model, not a curated record